UCGAUCACUAUGAGCGGCAGGCUCAUCUCCGCACGCCUCGCCACGCUCGCGCGCCGAACAGCUACGAACACGCCACGCCGGCUCUUCUUCAACGCGUCGACGACGCUCCCCGCCGGCGGACUCUUGCGCACCGAUGCGGGGCUCCGGCUUAUAAAUCGGAGGGCGUGGCCGUUGGGGAGCUAUGCGCUGCAUAAUGUGCCUGCUGCGAGGUCGAUAUCUUUUGCGAGGGCGAUACCGAAACUUGUAGGGAAGUUCGCGACGGUGGGGGCGGCUGCGGGAGGCGCUGUUCUUGCGGGGGCGUCGUAUUUGCAGUAUCAAGCUGGACAGGCGGGAAGCUGGGCUGUUGAUGUGUUUAAUCGGACCAAGGACGGCGCGACUGGCGUAGCGACCGGAGCGCUCGAUACUGCAACCGGCAUCUUCGACCAGAUUGGACGCGGGUGGGACAAUACUAAGGAGAAUCUGGACAAAGUGGAGAAACCAGAAUGGCUGCAGCAAUUGCUGACCAAAGAUGCGUCGGGAGGCUCAGGGGGCGGCCAUGGUGGAGGGCAAGGUCCCGAAGAGCCUAAGAAGAGCGGCGCCGGUGCUGCAGCGGCCGGCGCGACGACGGCGGCAGCUUUUGGCUAUGCUCAAGAGGAGGACGAGGACAAGGCCGAGGCGGAGAGGAUCGCGCGGGAUGAGCAGAUGAUGAUGCUCACGAAGAAGAUGAUCGAGAUACGGGGCCUGCUGCAGACCGUCGGACAGUCGGAGUCGCUCACACUACCGUCCAUCGUGGUCAUUGGCUCACAGUCCUCUGGGAAGAGCUCAGUGCUCGAGGCAAUUGUUGGACAUGAAUUUCUUCCCAAGGGUCACAACAUGGUAACGCGCCGGCCGAUCGAACUCACGCUUGUCCACACGCCUGAGGCGCACGCCGAGUACGGAGAGUUCCCCGCGCUAGGGCUAGGAAAGAUCACAGACUUCAGCCAGAUACAGAAGACGCUGACAGACUUGAAUUUGGCUGUGCCGGCGAAGGACUGCGUCUCGGAUGACCCCAUCCAGCUGCGGAUACAUUCUCCUAAUGUGCCGGAUCUAUCGUUGAUUGAUCUACCGGGGUACAUUCAGGUCACUGGACGAGACCAGCCUACGGAGCUGAAAGAGAAGAUUGCGGACCUGUGUGAGAAGUAUAUCAAGGCCCCGAACGUCAUCUUGGCGAUAUCUGCCGCCGAUGUGGAUUUAGCAAACAGCACCGCGCUGCGAGCAUCAAGAAAGGUCGAUCCAAGGGGCGAGAGGACUAUCGGCGUCAUUACGAAGAUGGAUCUUGUAGAUCCGGAGCGAGGCGCGAGUCUUCUCACCGACAAGAAGUACGCACUUCGGCUAGGCUACGUUGGUGUCGUCUGCCGCGUGCCAUCCACCACAACCGGACCCAAGCUCUUCCACCGCGGUAGUGGCAAUAUCACCAGUGCCAUUGCCAAGAACGAGAAUGCUUACUUCGGGUCACACCCAGAGUUCGCCCCUGAAUCGCAGCUCGCCGUCGGCACCCCAAAUCUAAAGAAGAAACUCAUGCACGUGCUUGAGCAGACGAUGGCAGCUAGCCUCAAAACUACCAGCGAGGCGAUCCAGCGAGAACUCGCGGACGCUACAUACGAGUACAAGGUGCAAUACAACGAGCGACCACUAAGCGCAGAAUCAUAUCUAGCAGAAUCACUGGAUGCAUUCAAGCACUCUUUCCGGAGCUUCUCUGACCAAUUCGGUCGGCAACAAGUGCGCGAGCUCCUGAAGCAUGAGCUCGACCAGCAAGUCCUAAACCUGCUCGCACAACGGUACUGGAACAGGCCACUCGAAGACCUUAGCGUUCCCCUCCCAGAGACCGAUCCCCUUAGCAGCCUCGCAAAAGCCGACCCAGAAGGCGAGAACCAGAUCUGGCAAAUCAAGCUUGACAGCUCCAGCGCGGCACUCACAAAACUCGGCGUCGGAAGAUUGGCAACAAGCGUAGUCGCCAACGCCCUCCAAGCCCACAUCGACCACCUAAUUCAAAACUCCCGAUUCGCCGCUCACCCCUUCGCACGCCAAGCUAUCACCGAAGCCUCCACCUCCAUACUUAAAGACCUCUCGUACGAUAUCUCAGACGAGCUCGAGAUCUGCAUAAAACCGUAUAAGUAUCGGAUUGACGUGGAAGAUAAUGAGUGGGCGAAGGGCCGAGAAAACGUAACCAAUGUCCUUAAAGAGGAACUCAAAGUGUGCGAGGCAGCAGCUAAGAGAAUGGAAGAGCAGAUGGGUGGAAGGAAGAAAGUCAGGGAUGUGAUGGCUUUUAUCGACCGCGUUCGAAGUGGACAGGUAGUGCUGGAAGGUGAUGGCGUUGGCGGCGCCGGGGGGUUCAGCUCUGCUCUACUAGCCAAAGGAAGAGAAGCAGUCUUCCUCCGCGACCGCCUCGACGUCCUCAAAAUGCGUCUCCUCGCCGUCAAAUCGAAACAAUGCGCCAACAAGAAGAAUAAGUACCACUGCCCAGAAGUCUUCCUCGACGCCGUCGCCGACAAACUCACCACAACCGCCGAUCUCUUCCUGGAUGCCGAACUCCUCUCCAAAUUUUACUACAUCUUCCCCCGCGAACUAGACGCUCGUCUAGGCCGCGGCCUCUCCCAAGCAGAAAUCGACCGCUUCGCGCGCGAAGACCCCAAGAUCCGCCGCCACCUGGACGUCGUACGCCGCAAGGACCUUCUCGAGCACGUGCUGAAAGAAAUGGAAAGCCUACGCCAGCUGGAAGCAAGGGAGAAGAGGUACUCGCGGAGAGAAGAAGGAAGGGAGAGGCGGAAAGGAGGGUGGAGCCUCUUCUAGGCCCAUGCCAUGAGAACGAGUCGAGACUCCCUUGGAUAUUGAAUUUGCAAUUGCAACGGCGUUGGGUGGUUGAUGGAAGAUACCAUGAUGAAUCGACCAGGCCGCGGACUUGGACUUAUCGCAGCUCUGUACGCAUAGAUUACUGUACAAUGACCACUCAUGAAAUAUUCUUCGUCAUGAUAGGAAUGCCAACAAGUAUAUAUGCUCGUU
Trematosphaeria pertusa is the source of this 3018-nucleotide messenger RNA. RefSeq lists its product as uncharacterized. NCBI's taxonomy places the organism in Eukaryota, Fungi, Ascomycota, Dothideomycetes, Pleosporales, Trematosphaeriaceae. Gene Ontology annotation, molecular function: GTPase activity; GTP binding; microtubule binding. Gene Ontology annotation, cellular component: membrane; microtubule; cytoplasm. The transcript is spliced from 4 exons. The coding region runs from base 10 to 2808 and encodes 932 amino acids. The record is from RefSeq and is a predicted model, not a curated record.